UCGAGCCUGAGCCAGCAUGGCGGCGUCCUUGUAACACGGUCCGCGCCGCAAAAGGGACGGCGGCCGCGGCGCCGGACCCUCGGGGUCACGAGUCAGCAUGCUGAGAACCGCGUGGAUGGCGCUGAGGUCGCUUCAGACCCAGGCAGUGGCCCGGGCUCCAGUCCGUGGGCUGCCGGGCGGAGCGUGCGCCCGGCCUCCCUCCCACCAGGGGGGCCUUCCCUCCCCUCCUGGAGGUGUCAUCCUCCCGGCCCUUCGCGGAUAUGCCACCCAGAAACCAGUCCAGCGCAGCCAAGAAGAUGACCCGCCUCCUUCCACACUUCUCAAAGGCUACCAGAACAUUCCUGGAAUCGAGAAGUUGGACAAUGUCGUAAGAAGACUCCUGUCUUUGGAAAUGGCCAGCCAGAAGGAGAAGCUAAAAGUCAAGCAAGAACAGUUGAUGAAGAAGAUCGUGGAAAACCCUGAGGACACCGGCUCCCUGGAGGCUCGAAUUGUUGCCUUGACUGUCAAGAUCCGCAAUUAUGAGGAACACAUGCAGAAGCACCGAAAGGACAAAACCCACAAGCGCUAUCUGCUGAUGAGCAUCGACCAGAGGAACAAGAUGCUCAAAGACCUCCGGAAGACCAACUAUAGUGUCUUUGAGAAGGUCUGCAAGGAGCUGGGGCUCGAGUACACCAUCCCCCCUCUGUACCGCCGGAAAGCCCACCGCCGCUUGGCGGCCAAGAAGGCGCUGUGCAUUCGGGUUUUCCAGGAGGUACAAAAGCUGAAGAAGCAAAAAAGGGCCUUAAAAGCGGCAGCCGAGGCAGCCCGGAAACAAGGCCAGAAGAACCCACCGAGCCCUUCCAGAGCCGGACCAGAGACAAUCAAAGAAAACCAAUAAAUUGUAUUAGAGUUCCGUC
Messenger RNA from Suricata suricatta (meerkat), 896 nucleotides. RefSeq names its product mitochondrial ribosomal protein S15 (gene MRPS15). The transcript has 8 exons. The coding region runs from base 98 to 877 and encodes 259 amino acids. Gene Ontology annotation, cellular component: ribosome. Lineage: Eukaryota; Metazoa; Chordata; Mammalia; Carnivora; Herpestidae. Gene Ontology annotation, molecular function: structural constituent of ribosome. Gene Ontology annotation, biological process: translation. The record is from RefSeq and is a predicted model, not a curated record.